AUGGCGACGGGAUUACUGACUCCGAGGAGACGAACCUCGUUUCUGAGUAAUGACGGCUCAAAAUCCAGAGAGAGUUUCAACGAUAAUCUAUCGACCAAGGUACUCGCGUCACCAUUGCAGGCGUACAAGUAUGAGAAUAAUCGGAGAUAUCAUGCUUAUCGUGAAGGCUCGUACUGGGGUCCAAACGAUGAGCAAGAUGCAUUCCAUCAAAGAGUUGCACACCAUCUCUUCACUUUAGUGCUGCAAGACAGACUCUAUCUCGCGCCGAUCCCACAACCUCAUCAUGUCCUCGACAUCGGCACCGGCAUAGGACUAUGGGCUAGCAACAUCUCCGACGCCCACCCUACAACUCAAAUCCUCGGCACCGAUCUUUCACCCAUUUGGCACGACGAUGCCUUAACCCGACCAAAUCUAACCUUUGAAGUCGACGACUGCUGCUCAAACUGGACCUAUCUCGACGAAGGGCGCGAAUUGUUUGAUCUCAUCCACAUCCGCUGUUUGUACGGCAGCGUCAAGGACUGGCGGAAAUUGUAUCAGCAGGCCUUUGAGCAUUUGGUGCCCGGUAAGGGGUUCAUUGAGCAGAUUGAGGUUUCAUUGGUGCCGAGGUUUUGGUAUACGGCCGGAGAUACAAGAGAAGUCGGAAAUGAUUUCAGUCAGUUGUGGGAUAUGGGGUGGGAUUGCGAUUCGACUGCUGCCGAUUUUGCCAGGGACAAUUCUUCAGACUCGAUUUUUGUUAUGUGGUACAGAUUUUGGCAAGAGUGCAGCCGGCGAACUGGUAAGACGUGGUUUGUCGCGGAUCAAAUGGCCAGUUUGAUUUAUGAAGUGGGCUUUGAUAAUGUGUGCCAGACGCGGUAUAUGUUACCCCUUUUCGACGUGGAAGGAACCUCGUCCCCUAUUUUUACUACCACUGCUACCACUGGUAUAUGCGAGAAAUUGUUAGGAGGCUAUACGGAUUAUCCAGUCUCGCGCGUUGCAGAGAUUGCACGAUGGUUUCGACAGUUUUGGGAGACCGGGAUGGAAGGGUGGGUUUUGGCUGUUAGUACGCGAUAUCUGGGCUGGACGGCGGAUGAAGCGAAAGAAUUCGUGGUCCAGACGAAGGAGGCGAUUGCAGAACAAAAUAGUAAGGUUUACUAUGAAUUGGUGGUGGUAUAUGGGCAGAGACCGUUGUCGGAAGGAGAGAAAUGA
This is a messenger RNA of Talaromyces marneffei, 1185 nucleotides long. RefSeq lists its product as uncharacterized. The record is from RefSeq and is a predicted model, not a curated record. The transcript has 8 exons. Gene Ontology annotation, molecular function: methyltransferase activity. Lineage: Eukaryota; Fungi; Ascomycota; Eurotiomycetes; Eurotiales; Trichocomaceae. Bases 1 to 1185 code for a protein of 394 amino acids.